UAUAAUUUACCCCUAUUACCGAUGUCGUAAACGACAACAAACUAUACGACACGACUGAAUCUGCAUUCCAUUUGUCGUUUUCAACUUUGUCAUUCGUUUCCUUUCGUAAACAAACUAAAUUUUGUUUUCAUUCUGCAUUCCGUUAGUCGAAAAUAAACGACGACUAUGAAGAAAAACGACUAUAUCUCUCGUUCAAAAUAAACUCUAAAAUCACUGUGUUCAUGAGAGCGACAAGCAAAUAAGCGAAUGAACGAACAAAUGAAAUUUUAUGUAUUUCCAAAACAAAUUUUUUAACAAAAACUUGCUUAAAUUUUAUCAAGGUUACUGAAGAUUAUACAUAUAUUAAAACUGGCGGUCAGAGAUCAACAAUAAAACCGUCUUGAAACCAACUUUUAUCAGGGAAGAAAACUCAAUCAUGUGCCAAUAAUUUUUUCUAGAUAUCAUCCAAUUAGGGUUUUCACACCUUAAACAUCCAAAUCAAAGAACCAUUCCAGAUACCAAUCAUUUUAUGAUAACACCCAGAUCCCCAAUAUUGCUGUGGGUCCUUAUUCUAUCAUGUGCAUUUUGCUUAAAAACAGUCAAUCAGCUUCAUUAAAAAAAAACCAAACUAAGAGUUAGAGGGUGGGUAAAAAAGAUGGCGGAAUGAAGGGGUUGGAGAAGUCAUGAAGAACAUUUUUGUACCUAAUAUUGUUUGGGCAUUUUAUCAGGGUAAAUUACACAAAGUUUGUUUAUCAAAAUGAUAAUCGCAAAAACGAAAAUCGAAAACGAGACCGUCUCUGAUUUGCUCUCAGUAACUCAAUCGUUCGUUUCGUUUGUCAUUAUAAAAUUGCAUACUUUAAGGCCCAACUAUAAUAGACAUAAUGCGCGCAUGGACAUAUGUCAAAAUCGAACUGUUUCUGAAAACAUAAGGAGUAGCCGAACAUACGCGCGCAUAGCCUUCUGUCACAAUUUACAUUUUUGUUUUCCAUAAUUUUUGUUAGAAAACCCGUUAAAUUUACACAAUUUACAUUUCAAACGAAAGGCAUCUCUUAUGUCACAUAAAAAAGCCGCCCACAUUGCGAGUGAUUCCGAAUCCGAGCAACAGUCCGAGUCCGAGCACGAACCUGAACUGUAUGCAGAAUCAUUUCCUCAAUCGAAGAAUACCUCUUCCAAGCUGAUAGAUGAAAGUACAGAAUCAAUUCCAAGCAUAUUGAUUUUGAAAUGCAAUCUCUGUCAUGAGUCUUUUGCCAACAUCAAUAAAUUGAAAGCUCAUCAAAACCAAUGCAAAACGAAAGAAAAAUUCCAUUGCAAAGUCUGCAAUAUUUUCCUUUCUUGUAAUGCUGCCUUACGAAAACAUGAACAAUCUAGACAACAUAAUUCUAUUCUAAACAAUCCAAACCGAGAGGAAAAUUGCAAAUACGUUUGUGUGUAUUGCGGUGAAAAAUUUCUUAUACAAAUCGCUUUGACUAAACACAAAAAAGUUCAUCUUAAUGAAAUGGCAGCCGGUCAACCGAAAUAUUUUUAUUGUAAAAUUUGCAAAACAUCGAGUACCAACAAAAAGUGUUCGGCCAAACAUAUUACAAUGCAGAUGAAUAAAAAGCCAUUCAUUUGUAAAAUAUGUGGAAUGGGAUAUACAUCAAAUAGUUAUCUUACGGUUCAUAUGAAACUACAUUCAGAUGAGAGACCUUUUAAGUGUAGCAUAUGUGGAACAACUUAUCGACACUUGAGGAGUCUGAGAAAACAUUUAUUCAGGCAUACUGGUCAGAGACCUUUCGAAUGUAAAUAUUGUGGUAGAACAUUUACUCUUAAGGAUCCCUUCAAUGAUCAUGUUAGACUAAAACAUACGGGGGAAACUCCGUAUGAGUGUGAGAUAUGUCAGAAAGCUUUCAAAACCUCUUAUUUGUUAAAUGUUCAUCGUCGAGGUGAGCACAAUAUUGAUACUAAUUGUAAGCGUAAGGUUAAAAUAAUUAGUAAAAAUUCAAAUUAAAUACAUAUAUAUAUUUUUUAUAAUGA
This is a messenger RNA of Episyrphus balteatus (marmalade hoverfly), 1992 nucleotides long. RefSeq names its product zinc finger protein 239-like. Lineage: Eukaryota; Metazoa; Arthropoda; Insecta; Diptera; Syrphidae. Gene Ontology annotation, biological process: regulation of transcription by RNA polymerase II. The coding region runs from base 1031 to 1966 and encodes 311 amino acids. Gene Ontology annotation, cellular component: nucleus. The transcript has 3 exons. The record is from RefSeq and is a predicted model, not a curated record. Gene Ontology annotation, molecular function: zinc ion binding; DNA-binding transcription factor activity, RNA polymerase II-specific; RNA polymerase II cis-regulatory region sequence-specific DNA binding.